Diachasmimorpha longicaudata is the source of this 3807-nucleotide messenger RNA. It is a transcript of the gene MED17, whose product is annotated as mediator of RNA polymerase II transcription subunit 17. Lineage: Eukaryota; Metazoa; Arthropoda; Insecta; Hymenoptera; Braconidae. The transcript has 4 exons. The record is from RefSeq and is a predicted model, not a curated record. Gene Ontology annotation, biological process: regulation of transcription by RNA polymerase II. Gene Ontology annotation, cellular component: core mediator complex; mediator complex. Gene Ontology annotation, molecular function: transcription coregulator activity. The coding region runs from base 145 to 2079 and encodes 644 amino acids.
AUAUAAUUACUUCAUUUUGUGAGAGGCAAAUACCUGUCGGCUAUUUGGAUAGGAAUAUCCUGGUGGGCUUGUGGCGUGUUUAACCUGUGAUUGUUGUCAACCAUUGAGGGUUGAUGUCAGAUGUGAGUGGAUAAACAAAUUGUGAUGUCGUAUUCAGUGAAUAUAUCGGUGGAGGCACCAAUUGAAAAUCAGAUUCAGGAGAUAACUUAUGAUGGACAAGAGAUUUAUCAAGCACCCCUUACCCUCUCGGAGAAUCUGGCAAAGAUCGCCCAGAAGAUCGACUUCAGUAAACCCAACGGUGAGGAGGCUCGAAAGGAGCCGACCCCGGAAAACGGUGACAAGAGUGAAGAAGAUUCCCGCGAUUCUACGUCCUUCCAAGCGUCCCUAUGGCCAUGGGACAGCGUUCGUUCGAAGCUCCGAAAUGCCCUAACCGAGGUGUGCGUCCUCGCAGACGUCCUGGCCAUCGCCAAAGAGAAGCGCUACAUGGUCCUGGAUCCAGUCGCCCAGGAGUCGCCGGAGGUGAAACCAAUGGUCCAGGUUUAUGCGCGUAAAAAAGCUCUGGCGGGUGCAGCAUCAGUCCUGAUGAUGGGCGCUGAGAGGUUAAGAAACUCUCAGAACGAGCUUGCACGCAACCGCACAACCCCAGACUUCCACAUCGAGCUGUUAAGGCUCCGACAGAACUGGCGUCUCAAGAAGGUCUCCAACUCGAUAAUAGGGGACUUGAGCUACCGAACAGCGGGCUCCAAAUACACCCAGACAGGAAUGUUCGAGGUGACAAAGGCAGAGGAGGAGGACAAGCCCCAGACGAGCCCCCCUGCGUCGCCAAAUCCAAACGCUCCAGUUCCUCAGUCACAAGUCCAUAGCCCAAAGGCCUCCGCCCUUCGAGUCACAAUCCCCAGUGAACUCCAGGGUGUCGCCUACAUCGAGGUCCUCUGUCAGAAGGACCAGGAGGACCUCUGCAGCGCCAAUAUCAACCUCCUCAACUCCAGCACUGCCUCCUCGAACGCUGACAUGCACUGGCAGCAGAAGCUCGAGGCUGCGCAGAAUGUUUUGUUCUGCAAGGAAUUGUUCAGCCAACUGGCGAGGGAGGCUGUCCAUCUAAGGGCUCCCAUCCCGCACAUGGUGGUGGGUAAUCAGAUCAUGGCUACAGUUCUUCCUGGGAUCCAGCUGAUAAUUGGUCUGUGCCACAGCACGGGGAACGAUAAAAAGGCCAGUCCACCACCUCACAAGUCCGAUCAUGACCACGUUUUGGAGCACUCGUUGCAUCAGCUGUUGAGGGAGGUCCAUCAUAAAAAUACUCAUCAUCCUUUCCCUCAUCCAUCUUCGGGGCCUCUGGGGCCGAGCAAAAGGAGGUGCUUGGCUGGUCCUACUGCUGCUGAUAGGUAUGAGCUGAUUGAGAUGACCAAAAGUCAGACGUUACUCGAGCAGAUCAUCCAGCAAGCCCAGCACUUCUUCAUGAGAAUCAGAACGGAGUAUGUUUUGGAUACUAUUGCUAAGGAAGUUAAGGAUCCUCUGAUUGUUUCUCACUGGAAUGCACUCAAUUCGCCGACCCAGUCUUGCGUCAAAAUCAAUAUCUGGACGAAUGGUUAUGAUACGGUCUGUCGGACCUCUUUGGUAGUUCACGUGGGGGAGAAGUCACUCAAGUGUGUUUGCAGGGAUGGGAGAGUCAUGCAUAUGAGUUAUGAACCUCAGGAGCUCAGGGACUUGAUCUUUUGUCAGAUUCAUCAGCAUCAGAUUACGGCGGUACAGAAUCUCGCCAAGUGCAUGGGCUGGCAAUUCCUGGCAAAUAGUUCACAUCUGGGUUUGGGGGCUGUUGAACCACUGGGAAAUGCUAGCAGCUGUAUUCUUGCCUCUCCCAUUGGUGAUAGGAUGAUUGCUGUACGUUGUGAGCCACAAACUGGGGUUCAGGUUGCAAUAGCUCACGCUCCGCGUAAGGACUUUUUCCCUGGACAACUAGUACGGGAAAGGAAAUGGGAGAACCUAGGCGGUUCAUUCAAGGAGGUACGGUGGGAUAAGAUGGAAGGAAAGAACUUUCUCAACAAGAUGGAAUUGCUCAUGGCCUCGCUCACCAGCUCAUAAUUCAAUUUAUUAAUUACAUUGAAUCAACGAUUGAGCCUUCCUCGAUGUUCUCGAUGACAUCAAUUUAAUGUUUAAUCAAAUGUAUAUAAAGAAAUGCAGAAUUAAAGAAAAAACUGAUUUUAUUAUGAAAAUCUUGAAAAAUACCAGACUAUUCCACAAAAUCUGUCUCCUCGAAUCAUACGAAUAAAUAAUUACAAUCAAUCCUGCAUUAGAGUAUCCAUCCUUCUGGUCAACAUGUAGAUGUUACAGUUGGGACAAAUAGGGACAAGCCGGGGUAAAAUGGACAUCGAAGCUGAAUAAAAUGACUGGGCCAAUAGAACGCAGGUCGAAGUACGAUAUUUAAAAAAUGUUGACAUAUCUCUAAUUCUAGAUAUGUCCAUAUCACCCUGGGUUUCCCCUAUACAGUAGCGAAGUGAUCAUUAGAGUUCUGUUAAUACCAAUAUGAUUGGUAGUGUGCACCCGAAUGGAUGUGUAGCAAUUACAUUAAAGGAAAUUUGGAAUAUGUCAAUCUCUAGAGAGCGCCUAAACAUUUCUAGUGAAAAAUUUAACAAUUAAAAUAUUCCGAAAUUUGUUAGGGGCGGGUAUACGUGUAUUGUCUAUACCAUUUCCAAGAAAAAUUGGAAAAAGGGAAAAUCGAACAAUCGUAAUUAAAAAUCGCGAUGGGCUUACCAAAAAAAUCGACUGACCACUUCGCUAUAGAAUUCUUCAACUUCUUCAGUUUCGCGCGAAACACAUGGGAAUGUUUUGGAACUUUCCACCAGCUAUCUUGAAUGCCAACGCUGCAGUGAUAGUGAGUACAGUGUACGCUGCCAGCAGGCUAGGACCACAGAUCUCGAGUUUAUUUAGCAGGGUCAUGCACGACACGAAUAAAUGUGAGCAAAUCACCCAGGCGAGUUGUCCCCAGUUUUUUCUAUCCAGUGCUGAGAAGAAUAUAACGCCCCAGAAUGUGUGGAGGAGAAUGAAGCAGAGAGUGGUGGCUGCUGAUAGGAUGAAGAAGUACUCGUUGCCCUGACGAAGACCCAUUGUCCCAGGACCAACGGCGUCCGCUAGGACAUUCACGAGGGCAAAUGCACCACUCAUGAAACCGAAACCCAGACCACAAACGUAGGCGAAUAUGUGUCUGCUGUCGGCCACAUGCGCUGUUGUCACCUUCUCCAGACCUUUCUCUGCUUUCCUCAGGACGCAGUAAAGAAGGAACCUGAGGAGAGAAGCCUUGAGAUUAUUUAUUGCAAGAAUUCGUGGGGACAACUAAGGUCGAUCAUAUUUUUUGAGCAGAUUUUUCAGCUUCAGAAACAAAUCUGAUGUCAUGAAUCACUGACCUGAAUCCUUCCUGGAAGAGCACCGAGAAAACGAGCCCAAAGGCCAGAUGCUUCUGCAAAGGAACCACUGCAUACCACAGAAUAGACGACAGCAGCAGCGAUAUCAACCAGAAAAAUGCACUAGCUAUCAGAAUAAUUAUCCUAAUUGGCUCCACUGAUACUGUAAAUGUGAACAAUGCCAAGGGGGGACCGAAGGCAAGGAGGGCACAGCCGAAGAAGUCCAUCACUGCCAUUUUUACCCUCUUGUAUUAUCAGCACUGAGGUCAGAAAAAACUCAGACAACUUAGGAACUACCGAUUUAGAUGCAUCUCGAAGAAUACUAAAAUGUGUCUAAUUUAUUUCUAAUCUUCGAAAUCCCGAAGGUACUAUUGACAAAUCCUGAAAUUAGGGUUACAGUUAUUCACCAAAA